UCAAAAGGGGAUUAGAGGUGCCGUGCUCAAAAUUUCGAAACAGAAAUGAGCUGAGAAUCGGCAACGAUGUUGAGUCGUUUUUCGGCCGUGGUGGCCUCCAUUUUGGUUCACCAACUACACGUUUUAUGGGCGGCCACUUCAUUAGGUGCUAAGCCGUUUCCUGGACUGGAAAACCUGCCCAGAUCGCUCUGGCAUGAGCUCAGUUCGCCUUUUACCGAGGAAUACGAGGUGAAAAGUUUUGUGACGGAAACUAGCGGCACUCCCGAGCCAAAACCAUUCUUCGAAGAUCCAGAAAGCAAUGUUACGGUGCAACUCGGUGCCAAAGUGUACAUGCACUGUAGGGUGCAGAACCUGCAGGACGCUCUCAAAGUGUCUUGGGUCCGCAGACGAGGGGAUGAACUUCAUUUGCUCACGUUUGGCACAGACACGUACUCAAACGACGCCAGGUUCGAGCUGGCCUUUGAGAAGCCAAAUGAUUGGCGGUUGCUUUUGAGCUCGGUGACCGAACGAGAUGGCGGCUUGUACGAGUGUCAAGUCAGUGCUCAUCCUCCAUUAAUCAGAACUGUCCAUCUCACGGUGUCAGUACCGAGAGUGGAGAUCGUCGACGAACACGGUGCCACGGCAGGUGACAAAUUCUACAAAGCGGGCAGCACGAUAGAAUUGAAGUGUGUGGUCAGCAAUAUACCGCAACCCACCGGCUACGUUACGUGGCGGCACGGAUCCCGAACGCUAAAUUACGACACCACUCGUGGAGGAAUCAGCGUGAAGACGGACAUGGGCGCUAGCGGCGCGAUAUCCAGGCUCUACAUUGCGAACGCGAACAAAAAGGACAGCGGAAACUACAGCUGCGCUCUUCCUGAUGUGGCGGCUGCUACCACGGUCUCCGUCCACGUCUUAAAUGGCGAGAACCCAGCUGCCAUGCAACACGGAGGAGGCAGAAAUCAGACGGCAGCCUUCAUUCUCAUCGUUCUGUCAACAUUAUUGUCAUCGUUUCUGAGGUGACCGUGAUGACCCGAACAUUUCAUGGGCCUGCAAUUCGAAUGGUGCUAAAAGUUUCCUCGCAGAGGAUAUUCUAAGGAAACUGAAGGAACGAUCGGCAUUUCAGCGAUCGAACGCACUUUUGCACUCGAAACCAAACAUUUUUACCGAACCAGACGAAAAACAGGAACAUUCUCUCCCGACCAUACACCGAAACAAACGAAGUUUACCCGUUCAGAACGCGAACAAAAGCGUUGUUCGACGAAGAAGCUUCAUUUCAUUCUUUCACGACGCAUCGAAGUAUACGGAAAAAUUCUCUCGAAACGGACAACGAAGUUUCUCGUCGAUAGACCAAUCGUUGGUCAUUUUUAACCCCUACUGGCUCCCUCGUGUUACAUUGUACACAUCAUCCUUUGACCGGAUGUUAAACGUGAGACAGAAGGAGGGUGAUUUGACGAAUGAGGUUAGAAAAGGAUCGAAUCCGUGACAUUUCGUUCGAGCAGAUUAACAUAUCAGUCGAUGUCUGAGCAGGGAAAUCACGGUUUCUGUUUAUUUUGAUCGAUGACGGACUGUUAAAAUGGAGGUGUGACUAUCGAUGGUACUGGAAAAUUAUCGAUAAUUCGAUGUAAUGGUAGAACGUUGUCGAUAUCGUUGAAAUGUUAGAGCGAAUGCAAAGAUGG
This is a messenger RNA of Megachile rotundata (alfalfa leafcutting bee), 1658 nucleotides long. Its product is annotated as opioid-binding protein/cell adhesion molecule. The record is from RefSeq and is a predicted model, not a curated record. NCBI's taxonomy places the organism in Eukaryota, Metazoa, Arthropoda, Insecta, Hymenoptera, Megachilidae. Gene Ontology annotation, biological process: synapse organization. Gene Ontology annotation, cellular component: neuron projection membrane.